AUGGGCAAAGACAAGGUCGAAAAGGACAAGAAGCGCGCCGAGAAGAAGGAGAAGCGCGCUGAUAAGGACGGUGUGCACAAGCCCAAGAAGGAAAAGAAGGAAAAGAAAGACAAGACUGCUCUCGCCGAUGCAGUAGAGAAGGAGAUCAAUUCCCAGGUUCAGGACGGCUUCGAACAGGCCGCUUCUGCCGGUGCCGCCCUCAAGGGCGAGGUUAACGGCGAGCCCAUGGCCAUUGAUCGCCCGGCUGGCGCUGUGGUGCCGUUUGCCAGCCCAUUGAUCGAAGACAAGCAGGCCAAGAAGGUGCUGAAGAGUGUCAAGAAGGCCGCUGUCAACAAGUCCCUCAAGCGUGGUGUCAAGGAAGUGGUCAAGGCCCUCCGCAAGUCGGCCAUCCCGCCCGCCAACGCAGCCAUCUCCACUCCCAGCGCUGUUGUCAUUCUCGCCGCCGACAUUUCCCCCAUGGAUGUCAUCUCGCAUAUCCCAGUUCUGUGCGAGGACCAUGGUAUUCCUUACGUUUUCGUCCACUCCCGCGCCGAGCUCGGUGCCUCGGCUGCCACCAAGCGCCCGACUAGUGUGGUCAUGGUUGUCCCCAAGCCCGCGGGCAAGGGCAAGAAGGACUCGGAGGACGCUGAUGGAGAGGACUUCAGCAAGGUGUUCGAGGAGCUGGCCAAGGUGGCGGAGAAGGAGGGCAAGAAGGUGGCGGCUUAA
Molecule: messenger RNA, 705 nt
Organism: Penicillium alfredii
Lineage: Eukaryota; Fungi; Ascomycota; Eurotiomycetes; Eurotiales; Aspergillaceae
Product: 40S ribosomal eS12 domain-containing protein
Exons: 2
Coding region: 1-705 (234 amino acids)
Biological process (GO): ribosome biogenesis
Cellular component (GO): cytosolic small ribosomal subunit
Molecular function (GO): structural constituent of ribosome
Source: RefSeq, a predicted model, not a curated record